Molecule: messenger RNA, 3529 nt
Organism: Microtus ochrogaster (prairie vole)
Lineage: Eukaryota; Metazoa; Chordata; Mammalia; Rodentia; Cricetidae
Gene: Itgb1
Product: integrin subunit beta 1
Biological process (GO): integrin-mediated signaling pathway; cell migration; cell adhesion mediated by integrin
Cellular component (GO): synapse; focal adhesion; integrin complex
Molecular function (GO): laminin binding; integrin binding; fibronectin binding
Source: RefSeq, a predicted model, not a curated record
GCCGGCCGACACCCGCCCGAGACCCUCCGAAGGGCCGAGGCGCGCCGACACCCGCCCGAGACCCCCCGAGAGGCGGAACGCGGCGGAGCCCGAGCCGCGCGCGUGCCGGGCGGACGCUUGCGGAAAGAUGAAUUUGCAACUGGUUUUCUGGAUUGGAUUCAUCAGCUUGAUUUGUUCCGUAUUUGGCCAAACAGAUAAAAAUAGAUGUUUAAAAGCAAAUGCCAAAUCUUGUGGAGAAUGCAUACAAGCAGGGCCCAAUUGUGGGUGGUGCACGAAUACGACAUUUUUACAAGAAGGAAUGCCUACUUCUGCACGUUGUGAUGAUUUAGAAGCAUUAAAAAAGAAGGGCUGCCAGCCAAGUGACAUAGAAAACCCAAGAGGCUCCCAAACUAUAAAGAAAAAUAAAAACGUCACCAACCGCAACAGAGGAACAGCAGAGAAGCUCCAGCCAGAGGACAUAACUCAGAUCCAACCACAGCAGCUGCUCCUGAAGCUGCGAUCAGGAGAACCACAGAAGUUUACAUUAAAAUUCAAAAGGGCUGAAGACUACCCCAUUGACCUGUACUACCUUAUGGAUCUGUCCUACUCUAUGAAAGACGAUCUGGAGAAUGUGAAGAGCCUCGGCACAGAUCUGAUGAAUGAGAUGAGGAGGAUCACUUCAGACUUCCGCAUCGGCUUCGGCUCAUUCGUGGAGAAAACUGUGAUGCCGUACAUUAGCACCACCCCAGCGAAGCUCAGGAACCCCUGCACGAGUGAACAGAACUGCACCAGCCCCUUUAGCUACAAAAAUGUGCUCAGUCUUACUAAUAGAGGAGAGGUUUUCAAUGAACUUGUUGGUCAGCAGCGCAUCUCUGGAAACUUGGACUCUCCAGAAGGUGGUUUUGAUGCCAUCAUGCAGGUCGCAGUUUGUGGAUCGCUGAUUGGCUGGAGGAAUGUCACGCGACUGCUGGUGUUCUCUACGGAUGCUGGCUUUCACUUUGCUGGAGAUGGGAAACUUGGUGGCAUUGUUUUACCAAAUGAUGGGCAGUGUCACCUGGAAAACAACGUCUACACAAUGAGCCAUUAUUACGAUUAUCCCUCAAUUGCCCACCUUGUCCAGAAACUCAGUGAAAAUAACAUCCAGACGAUCUUCGCGGUCACUGAAGAGUUCCAGCCUGUGUACAAGGAACUGAAGAAUUUGAUCCCUAAGUCUGCAGUGGGCACACUGUCUGGAAACUCCAGUAACGUGAUCCAGCUGAUCAUCGAUGCCUACAAUUCCCUUUCUUCAGAAGUCAUUCUGGAAAACAGCAAAUUGCCGGAAGGAGUAACAAUAAAUUACAAAUCCUACUGCAAGAACGGGGUGAAUGGGACAGGAGAAAAUGGGCGAAAGUGUUCCAAUAUUUCCAUUGGAGAUGAGGUUCAAUUUGAAAUAAGCAUAACUGCAAAUAAAUGUCCAAAUAAGGAGUCUGAAACCAUUAAAAUUAAGCCUCUAGGCUUCACUGAAGAAGUAGAGGUCGUUCUUCAGUUCAUCUGUAAGUGCAAUUGCCAAAGCCAUGGCAUUCCAGCGAGUCCCAAGUGCCAUGAGGGGAACGGGACGUUUGAGUGUGGAGCCUGCAGGUGCAAUGAGGGGCGUGUGGGGAGGCACUGUGAGUGCAGUACAGACGAAGUGAACAGCGAAGACAUGGACGCUUACUGCAGGAAGGAGAACAGCUCAGAGAUCUGCAGUAACAAUGGGGAGUGUGUCUGCGGACAGUGCGUGUGUAGGAAGAGAGAUAAUACCAACGAGAUUUACUCUGGCAAGUUCUGCGAGUGUGAUAACUUCAACUGUGAUCGAUCCAAUGGCUUAAUUUGUGGAGGAAACGGUGUUUGCAGGUGUCGCGUGUGCGAAUGCUUUCCCAAUUACACUGGCAGUGCGUGCGACUGUUCCUUGGACACUGCUCCGUGUGUAGCAUCAAAUGGUCAGAUUUGCAACGGCCGGGGCAUCUGUGAGUGUGGGGCCUGUAAGUGUACAGAUCCCAAGUUUCAAGGGCCAACCUGUGAGACGUGUCAGACCUGCCUUGGCGUCUGUGCAGAGCAUAAAGAAUGUGUUCAGUGCCGAGCGUUCAACAAAGGAGAAAAGAAAGACACGUGUGCACAGGAGUGCUCCCACUUCAACCUCACUAAGGUGGAAAGCAGGGACAAGCUGCCCCAGCCAGUGCAGGUCGAUCCCGUGACCCACUGCAAGGAGAAGGACAUUGAUGACUGCUGGUUCUAUUUCACCUACUCGGUGAAUGGCAACAACGAGGCCAUCGUGCAUGUUGUGGAGACUCCAGACUGUCCGACUGGUCCCGACAUCAUCCCGAUCGUAGCAGGUGUGGUUGCUGGGAUUGUGCUCAUUGGCCUGGCCUUGCUGCUCAUUUGGAAGCUUUUAAUGAUAAUCCACGACAGAAGGGAAUUUGCUAAAUUUGAAAAGGAGAAAAUGAAUGCCAAGUGGGACACGGGUGAAAAUCCUAUUUACAAGAGUGCGGUGACAACUGUGGUCAAUCCGAAGUAUGAGGGAAAAUGAGCCCUGCUCAGGCCGAUUCCACAACACCGAGCUCACAGCAGCAUCGUCUUAGUCACGUAGGGUAGCUUUGGGGCUCCGUGGCCAGGGUUUGUUCACAUGCAGGUUUGGGAAAUGUACAAUAUGUAUAAUUUUUAAUUUUUUUUUAUUAUUUUGAAAAUAAUGUUAUAAUCCAUGCCAGGGACUGACAGAAGACUUGAGAAAGGAUAUUUAUCCUUGUCAGCUGAGUUCACAGUGUGCCUUUUUAACCCUUCCUCCCAGAUCAUUGGAAUCAGUGGCACUGCUGGGCGACGCAGGGCAGAGUUGAAGCAGCUGCAUCACCCACGUCUGCACCGCCACUGAUUGCCAGCAGAGUGCGGUCCCGCUGCUUCAGCCCAGUGCUGCAUCUGAAAGACACGUGUGCUGGCAGUUUCCAGUUAAAUCACUUUGACACAGUUGUUUUACAAAGGCCAUUGGGAAAAUUCAGAGAGGUGGAAGGAAAAACUUAGCUUUAAAACCUGUGUGCCAUUGCGAGUUACUUGAUCCUGUAACUCUGACGCCUUCUCUUUAUAAAUCCAAGCUUGGAUAAAAGUCCUGGGAACUCUUCAGCUAAGAAGUCCCUGACUUAGCACUAGUCACACAAAGGCCGUAACUUCCAUAGCAUUUGCUGAAUCGGAACCUUUAUAUGAGUUUAUUUUACUUUACUGUUCUGUUUAAUUCCUGGUGCUCCUUUUCACUUCUUCUAAUCUUUUCAUGUGUCUGUUUGCAAUUUGGGGUUAAGACUUUUUAUCAUUUUGUUUACUUGGCUGUUCAUUUGCCUUCCUCACGAAUACUCUUAAGCUGUCCUGCUGCUUGCAGGGCUACAGGGCCUGGGCAGGCCCAGCAGUUCAACCACUGUGCGCCUUCCGAACGCCUUCCCUGCUGCGCUCGCUCUCACCCUAGUCACAGCCUUGUUUUAAGUGCCUUUUAAUUUUGACAAUGCUAUUAACUGAAGUUAUUUAUUAAAAUAAAAAGGCCUAAAAUACUUAA